AUGCCGCUGAUGAAAAGACCAUGCACCAGGAUGCUGGCCGUCCGACCCGCGACCAACUCCAUACUGGCGAUCAAAUCUCGUUGCGCCGCGGAUCCACGCCGCCUCUUUGCCACCCAGAAGGGCCCUGCACCACGCGAAACCCCCGGGGUCAAGCGUCGCAGUGUCACGCCCUUCAAUGACGACGGCUACGUUCCGUGGACGGAGCUCUCUGCAGCGGAGAAGACCGCCCGAGCGACGCAGCAGACGUUCAACCUCGGCCUUGUUCUGGUUGGCCUGGCACUGACGGGAGCCGUGGGAUAUUUCCUCUGGACAGACGUGUUCGCGCCAGACAGCAAAAUCAACCAGUUCAACCGGGCCGUUGACCGGAUCAAAAAGGACGCCCGGUGUGCCCAGGUGCUAGGCGACCCGAGGAAGAUUGUCGCUCACGGGGAAGAGACUCUGAACAAGUGGCGAAGGGCAAGACCAGUCGCAUCCUCCGAACGUUCUGAUUCACAAGGACACGACCAUCUUCUGAUGUCCUUUCAUGUCGACGGCCCCUUGCGAAGCGGCAUCGCCCAGCUGCACAUGGUUAAACGGCGCGGUCAGUCCGAGUACGAGUAUAAAUACCUCUUCGUCGACGUCAAAGGCCACGAACGAAUAUAUCUGGAAAAUGCGGAUUCCUCAGGGGCCCGCCCCAAGAGGCAAUUCAAUUUUCUGGGGGUGAAGUGGUGA
Ustilaginoidea virens is the source of this 711-nucleotide messenger RNA. RefSeq lists its product as uncharacterized. The transcript is spliced from 4 exons. Bases 1 to 711 code for a protein of 236 amino acids. Lineage: Eukaryota; Fungi; Ascomycota; Sordariomycetes; Hypocreales; Clavicipitaceae. Gene Ontology annotation, cellular component: TIM23 mitochondrial import inner membrane translocase complex. The record is from RefSeq and is a predicted model, not a curated record. Gene Ontology annotation, biological process: protein import into mitochondrial matrix.